Molecule: messenger RNA, 480 nt
Organism: Paramecium tetraurelia
Lineage: Eukaryota; Ciliophora; Oligohymenophorea; Peniculida; Parameciidae
Exons: 3
Biological process (GO): fatty acid biosynthetic process
Cellular component (GO): mitochondrion
Molecular function (GO): acyl binding; acyl carrier activity
Source: RefSeq, a predicted model, not a curated record
AUGAUCAGAGGAUUACGAUUGUUGUAGAUGAGGCCAAUCUUUUGCUUUGCUGCAGACAAGACUCCUGCGACCACAUAGGGCAAACAAUAAUAGGCAAAGCCAAUUCAAGUCUAUAAAGACGGAUAAUUGAUAACAAAGAAUUAUCUCUAAUUGAAGAAGUCCUAGGAUAUCGAAGGGUAUGUGCUCACUUUGGUGAAGAAUUAUUACAGAACAACAAACAAAUCGGCUUUAACUCUGGAUUCUGAAUUGGAAUAGCAUGGAUUGGACAGUUUGGAUUCGAUUGAGUUGUCGAUGCAAAUUGAGGAGGAUUUGGGAUAUGUGAUUUCAGCUGAAACUCUGCCCGUUUUGAAUAAGCUUAGACACUACGUUAAUUACAUCAAAUAAGUAGAGCAAUAUAAGGUGGAGAACAAUGCUUCCCCAUUGGCAUGAUUAAUAUCAUAAUGCAUAUUCAGUAUUAAUAACAAAAUAUUAAUUUUCGUU